UUUUUUUUUGAACAAAUCUACUUUUGAACACAAUCCAUAUCAUGUCAGUAACCAAUGAACGUAUUUUUAUUAUUGGAGGCACUGGCAAUGUAGGUGAAAGAACAGUGAAAGCGAUUGCUGCCAAAAAGGUUCCUAUCACUGUCCUUUCUCGUGAUCCUAGUAAAGCACAAUCAACAUUCAGCAGCAUUGAUGCCAGCUUAUUAACCGUGGUGAAAGGUGGCUAUGAUGAUCUGGAUACAUUAAAACAAGUUUUUCCUGGUCAUACACGGCUCUUCCUCCUGAUCAACCAUGCCCUCGGUCGGAUGGUACAAGUCAAAGGAGCCAUUGCAAGAUUGGCAUUUGCUUCUGGUAUCAAACAAAUUGUGGAUCUCUCAUCUUCCGGCUUUGGUAUUCCGUUGUAUGAUAAUUAUCUUCUUACACAACAUACCCUUGCUGAACAAGCCAUCUUGGAUGCCGCUGCUGACCAUGAUGAUGAUCGAUACGUGGUUUUGUUACGUCCCACUCGAUUCAUGACUAAUCUGGUGACUUAUUAUCGUCCUGGCCUCAAUGAUUUUGAAGACACUUUGGAUCCUGAUGAAAAACAAUCAUGGAUUUCUCCCAAUGACAUUGCCGGUGUUGCUGCCUACGUGUUGACCGAUGCCAUGGCCAAUCACGCUACCUCCGCCUAUGAACUCACUAGUCAAGUCAUCACCCCUACGGAACGUGCUGCCAUCUUGAGUCGUGUGCUAGGCAGAUCCUACACCUAUCGUCAAAUCUCGCCCGCUGACUACUUUAGCACACUUUCUCAAUCGCUCGCUAAUUACUUGCCUAUCCGUUGCAUUUACGAUAUUGCUACCAUGGUUGAACACACUCCUCAUGUUUCCCGUGGCAUCUCCAUUUUCUUGGGUCGUGAACCUGAAACACUUGAAGCCUUCUUGACUGCUAAUAAACACCUUUUACCUUAAUCACUCUUCUACAAAAAAAUAAUAAAAAAAAAGUACUGAAUUUGUUGGCAUCCCUUCUAACCGUAAUGAGUAGGGCCUAUUUAUGAAAGUGAUGAUGAUUGAAUGUUGGAUAAGAGGAUGAUGAUAAUGAUG
Molecule: messenger RNA, 1076 nt
Organism: Halteromyces radiatus
Lineage: Eukaryota; Fungi; Mucoromycota; Mucoromycetes; Mucorales; Cunninghamellaceae
Exons: 1
Coding region: 42-944 (300 amino acids)
Source: RefSeq, a predicted model, not a curated record